CCAGUUUUUAAGAAAAUGUCUACCCAGCGGAUGCUAGAGUAUGCCUAGUAGAUUUCUAUUUAUUUACUAGACUACACAGCCAGUACACAGGCCAAAAGUCUCUACAAAAUUGUAUGACUGUGUAGCAGUAAGGUGUUUAGUCCAGAAAGCGAAGAAGUUUAAAAAAAAAAUAAUGGUUUGGAUGUAAAAUUCAGUAUGGCUUCAGUUACCAGUCAUUCAGAUAUAGAACCAGAUGCUCGUCCAGAAAUCGAGCAGGAAAAUUCAAGUGUGAACAGUUCAUCUGCCUUAAGGAGCACAGCAUAUUUGCAGUCAGCUAGACCUAUUUCAAGUAGUGAUGAUCCUGAAUAUUUAAGAUAUCUUUUUCUGUUUCCUGAUGAAUUGCGAGAGGAUAAUAUAGAUAUUUUAAUCAUAAAUGCUGAAAAUGAUAGUAAUGCUGCAAGGUCAUUUAAAAAACACUUAGAAAAGGACAUUAUUGUGCAUGUUAAUGGCAUGACCUUACAGCCACGAGUUAAACUUUUAGAAGAUUUUCGCAUUGGAUCAUCUCUGGAAUAUUUGGAUUUUGCUUUUAGUAAAACUUUGUAUGUGUUCCUUUAUGUAACCAAAGAGUUUUGUAGCUGUACCUGGAGUUUACUCAAAGGCCAGGCCUGUUUAGUAGAGGCCAUACAGGACAAGGAAAAAAAAUGGUGUGUGAUCCCUGUUCACACAAAAUCACGUAAAAAUCAAGACUAUAAGCUUCCCAUGAUGCUUGGAAGCUUAAGACCCAUCAACUACUGGGUUGACGAUAUUGAUCAGUUUUACUCUGAAGGUGUGAGAAAAUUGUUAGAUUCUAGAAUAAGGCUUCUUCUAGAAAGAGAUAUUACUUUACAAAAACAAAGAUUGGAAUAUUUUAACGCAAAUAGACAAAAGCUUUUACAGUUAAGCAAUCGUUCAAAAACAAAUUAUGCAACUUCAGCUUCACCCAUUCAAAGAAAAUAUCCAGCACAAGCAGAGGAUGAGCAACCACAGAAAGUUCAAACUGUCACUUCCUUAACCUGUAGUAGUGCAUCUAGUGGUAAAACGAGUAGUUCUCAUGUGUCAGGACUGUUUAGAAAUCUUGGCCUAGGUGGUCACUCUAAUAAAACCUCUGAUAUUGUAGAGAAUAGUAUUAGUCAUUUCUCUGGUGAAAUGGAACCAGAAAACAAGCCAUCUAUUUCAUUGCCCACUGUGGAAGCUGCUACAGCUUAUCAAUCCAUUACAGUUGAUGGACCUUGUGUAGUAGAACCUCAGAACAAUUCAUCACCUGAUUGCUCAGUAGAAUCAGAGAGACAAUCUGAAACUAUUUCUGAACAGAAUUCAUUAAAUAUUAGUAUUCGCACUGAGACGGCAACCAUUCAGCAACAAGGAACUUCUCAGGACAGCUCAAGACUCAGUGUUACAAAUCCUUCACUCUCUUCUAAUAUGUCUACCCCUUUAUUGCCUAGCCGCGAUGCUGGUUUUGGUUCUCAGUCCAUUACCGCUGAUGGACCUAGUGUAAUAGAACCUGUGAACAUGUCUACAACUUCUCAAGAAGAUUCAAGAUUCUGCAUUAUCAAUCCAUCACUCUCAACUAAUAUGUCCAGUCUGGGUGCUGCUACAGCUUCUCAAUCCAUUACCAUUGAUGGGCCCAGUAAUAUAAACAGUGAAACAGAUCCCAGACCAUCAAGAAAUGUGCCAAUGGCCAAUAGUACAACAUAUGUGUCAGGUUUUCCACAAAACGUCUCACCUCGUGAACACAGACCAACUCCAAUGAACUAUCCCCCCCAUGUUCCAUAUUACCCUUAUUAUCCUUCACAUUAUUCACCCAUUUAUCCACCCCCAUCAUUUCCUGUGCCGGUUCCACAAUAUUAUAUCCCUUAUCCUGUUUCUCAACCAUCAGGACCUAAUCCUGGUUUUCAACAAGCACACCAUUUUGCCCCACAGCAACCUUAUCCUGCUCCUCAACAUUCAGUGCCUAACACUGCAGCUCAGCAUCAAGGUCCUCACUCUAUGUCAGAUAACUCUUUUAGUUCUAUGGAUGUGAAUGUUUCAAACCCUCUUACAAGUUCACACUUCCCAUCUUUUUUACCACCUUAUUACAUGAGCUACAACCCUUAUACAUACAGUAUGCAGCAUCAACUUCCAAAUAAUCCUCCAUACCAAGUGCAGCCACCUCAAACAGCAAACAGCACAGUGUCUGGUCUGCCCUCUAGAGAAAAUCCCAGUACUGUAGCUUCAGGAGGAGAGAGGGAAACAGGACAAUUCACAAACCAGAGUCCCAGUGGUUCAGGUGAAGCAGUGGUGCAGCACAUACACCAUCAUCAUCAUCACAAGAAAGAAAUUACAGUACAGAAUGCUACUAAUUUGGUCAUUGGGGACCAGUCAAAGUUUAUCAAAUAUGCUGCCACAACAUCACCAAAUGAUGAUGAUGAUGAUGAUGAGACUGAUAUCACUGUCACUACAGCAGAUUCUAGCCUUGGGCCAACAAAUACUGAAAGAACACCCAAACCUAAUGCCAGUCACCAGAACCAGAGUGUACCAUCUGCUGAUGGAGCUAGAGCAUCUCAAGUGACAACUCCACCAGCAGUAAACUCAGCCAAUGAAGCAGUGAGUCAUCCAAUGGGUUUUGCUGAAAUUUCUGUCCCUCCAAGCAUCAAAGAUCCAGUAGAGGACUCAGAACUGGCAGUGGAACAGGGUAUUGAUGAUUUAAGCCGCCAAACUUUUGUUAAGAAAUUUAUUUCAUAAAUUGAUGUAUUUUACUGUUUAUCUCAAAGAAAAAUUCAGUACAAUAAGUGGUGUAAUACAGAUGACAUUCCACUAUUUUGCGUGUUUCUCUCUGUUGAUUCAGUUAUCUUCCUAAUCAGUUAACUAUAAAAAAAGAAUUUUCAUUACUCCCAUCCUGCAGUCAUUGUCUAUUGUAAUCUACAACUUUGGCAAUAAGAAAUCAAUGCUUCCUUUUCCUAGGUUAUUUAUGAAUCUCUUUAGUGAAACUACAUCUACAUCUUGUUUGCUUUUACAUUUUUUUAGUGUUGUUAGGAGUUUCAUUUUUUAAUGUUUAAUUUAUGCAUUCUCCUAUGUUUGUGUUUAGGUAUUUUAUCAAAUCUAUGUACAAACUGUUAACCCAAUAGACACCUCUGGUAUCAGUACAAGUGCAACUCUUAUUAUAAAGUACUUUAAAAUGUCUUUCAAAGUUUUGUCUCUUUGGUAUACUUUAUUUUUAAUUUAUAUGCUGUUUAUGUAACAAUCAUAAUAUCUGAUUUUGUAAUUCUUCUAAUGUUUGUAAUUAAUAAAUAUUUUUACUAUGAAAUUUGAACCUGAAUGAUUUUCUGGUUUAUACCUGUCUGUAGCAUCCGUAGAUUGUAGUAAAGGUAGGCUUCUCUCUUUAUAUAAUCAUAGAAUUUUUCAUUUUGACUGUAACUGGUGCAUCACACAUUGUUAAUGGUCACUCAUAGCAGAUUUAAUAGUUAUGCAAAGCUGUUCUGAUUAAGAUGCUGUAUCACAAUUAUAAACUUGUUCUUCUUGGAAAUGUCCAACAAAAAAAAAAACAUUUGUUUAUUUUAUUUUUAAGUAGAAUUUUAGUCAUUAUUUUUAAAUGGAAAAAAUAUAUUUUGAUAUGUAUAUACAGAAAUCUACCUUUUUGUUUUAAAAACUAUUAUAUAUAAAAUACGAAAGUUUACACUGUUUAUAUGAUUUUAAGCAGGGGUCUCCAAACUUUUCAGUCCGAGGGCCGCAUUAACUAACAAAUUUCAGUUCGGGGGCCAGUUUCUUCCAGGCAUGUCUUUGAUUUUCUGGGCAAAGUUCCUCAGCCAUCACCUACAAACGUAUUUUCCGUGGACAAAAAGAUCUCCGCGGGCCGGAUGAGAGGACCUCGCGGGCCGCAUCCGGCCCGCGGGCCGUAGUUUGGAGACCCCUGAUUUUAAGAAAUUUUUCUGUUGAUGAAAAAUGUAAUUGUAAAAUGUGAUAGGAAUUUGUGAUCAGUUUAGCUGAUGUGAUUGAUUCACUUUGUACUUUCAUACCUAUAUCCAUAUACAUUAGUGUAAAUGUAUUUGCUUUAUCCUGCUUGUUGUUGGAGGUGUCUGAAGUAGGGUAGUCAUCCUCGACCUGUUUUGUUUUAGUUUCAUACAGAUAUGGUGUGAACGAAAUCAAAAUGACAGGUCUUAAACUUAAUAAGUAUAGUUGUUACUAUUACGUUGAGUUUGGCUGCUAUUACUUCUUCUAAUACAGGUGAAUGGUUUUAAUCUUGUGAGAAUUUAAUGGCCUCUUGAUAUAAUUGUUUUAGAAAAGUUUUAAUUUUUAUUGCAAAACUUUUGUCUCAAUUUUACAUGCAAAAACACUAUUUCUAAAGUGCUUGAUAAUGUAUUUUGAUGUAUUUUGUUGUUUUUACUCUUAAAGUAAAUAUUUCAACAGUUUUAGUGAAAAGACACAUCUUAAUACAAAGGUCAACAUAGUUACUGACCACUUAAUUUCAUGGACACAUGUUUAAAUUGUUGGAUAAUUUAUUAAAUUAAAAACAUCACUGUACUCUUGCCUUAUAGAGACAGGAGCACAUUUCCCUGGCAUGUUUAGCUUAUAGCACCUAUGCCAGGUAUUUUAUUGCAGAACUCCACCUGCAAUAAUUUGAAUAACCAUGUGUAUAAAUAAUUCUGCGAAUGGCAUAUCUACUCCACUGUCCUAGCAUUGUGUUGUUAUGGUCUGAAGCUGCUCACAUUGUUUUCCCAUUUGUUGAUGAUGUCUAAUUAACAUAUGAUUAAUGUUACACACAGCUAAAUAAAAAGUCUGGCCUAAUGUAUAGAUUUUUGAAAGUAUUUAUCUUGAUACCAGUGUAUUAUGUUAACAUGAAGUGCUGUAUUCAUUGUCUGUGCCAUACAUAAAUGAACUGUGAACAUUUACAUAAAUGAUAUUUGAAAUAAAUAUAAAACUACUAA
Messenger RNA from Physella acuta, 4919 nucleotides. RefSeq lists its product as uncharacterized. The record is from RefSeq and is a predicted model, not a curated record. NCBI's taxonomy places the organism in Eukaryota, Metazoa, Mollusca, Gastropoda, Physidae.